AUGGUCUAUUUAUUCGACGUACCAAUAUUCUUUAUUAUACUCCGUGAAACGCUCGAAUCUACAAUCAUUUUAUCGGUGCUUCUCGGAUUCAUCGAUAAGUUGUUGCUCAAUCCAAGUGAAGUUCGUAAAUUGAAACGACAAAUAUGGGCAGGAACAAUUGCCGGGUUGGGACUUUCGCUAGUUCUUGGCGGUAUAUUUAUCGGCAUAUUUUAUGCGAUGUCUCGUACUAAUCUUUGGGAAAAAAGUGAACCUUAUUGGGAGGGUAUUUUUUCAUUAAUUGCCUCAAUCGUAAUCACUUUGAUGGCAUUCAGUAUGCUUAGAGUGGCACAUUGGAAAAAGAAAUGGGAAGGGAAACUUCGCGAAGCCACCGAAGAAUAUCUCGAUAAACAUAGGAAUGGCCAAAGUUUGGCGUUGUUCUUGUUACCAUUCACUGUGGUAGCUCGCGAAGGUUUGGAAUCGGUGGUGUUCAUUGCUGGUGUCGGUUUCGGAAAACCGGCAUCCGGCCUACCACUUCCAGUAAUCACCGGAUUCCUAGUAGGCUUAUUAAUAGGUUACAUAAUCUAUCGUGGCUCACACGAAGUAACCCUCACAGCAUUCUUCAACAUAAUGACCGUCUUCCUAUUCUUUUUUGCCGCUGGACUUUUCACUACAUCAAUCGGCGAAUUUCAAGAAGUCACAGAAUCCGACGAUGAUGUUGCUAUCGUCUGGAAGGUUAAUUGCUGUGAUCCGGAGACUAGUGAAGGAUGGGCGAUUGCUAAUGCGCUGUUUGGCUGGAGGGCAGAAGCGACAGUUGGAACGACUGUCGGAUAUUUCGUUUAUUGGGGCGUAGUACUGGCUGGAUUGCUCUAUUUUUAUAUAAGAAAUCGGAAGAUAAAUGCCGAUGAUGCUGUUAUUGAUGCUAAGUCGACGAACAACGAUGUUGUUUUGGUUCAUAAUGAAAAAGCAGAGGAUGCUUAA
Messenger RNA from Ambispora leptoticha, 957 nucleotides. Lineage: Eukaryota; Fungi; Glomeromycota; Glomeromycetes; Archaeosporales; Ambisporaceae. The record is from the annotation of a GenBank genome assembly.